CCCCGUCUGGCUAAUAUUUUCACACAUUUUAUUCAAAGACACUCAGCUAGUACAGCUACACGCACUCGUAUUUAUUUAAUACAUUAACUCUUGGGUAUUUUCGUAAACUGAAAAGUGCAAAACGGGUGAGUCGAUUAGUUUACAUUCUUCAGUGAGAUAGUUGUUGCAGGCACGUGAAGCUAACGUGAAAAAGCGGUAGACACGUUUAGCUGAAAAUGUGUGUGACCGCUUUGCUUUAGUUCUGUUGAAAUGUGUGGGAGGACGGCUUGCACUCUCGCUCCUGACGAGGUGAGACGAGCCUGCUCCUAUCGGAACCGGGGCGGUCAGUGGAGGCAGCCCCGCUGGAGGGAUUCAGACGCGGAGAAAUACCGGCCCUCCUACAACAAGAGCCCUCAGUCCAUGAGUCCGGUUCUGCUGUCCCAGAGACACUUCGACAAGAAUGCUCCUGUAGAUGAGUGUGUUUUGGCGUCCAUGCGUUGGGGUCUGAUACCUGCAUGGUUCAGGGAAAAUGACCCAAACAAGAUGCAGUACAGCACCAGUAAUUGCCGUAGUGAGAACAUUUUGGAAAAGAAAUCCUACAAGGAUCCCCUGCUGAAAGGACAGCGCUGUGUCAUCCUGGCUGAUGGGUUUUAUGAGUGGCAAAGGAGAGAAAAAGAGAAGCAGCCCUUUUUCAUCUACUUCCCUCAGACUAAGGAAACCAGCCAGAAGCAAAACGAGGAUCAGGAUGACAUCUUGGCUCCAGUUUGCAAUAAAGAUAUUUCAGAAUCUGUACACCCUCAGGCAGAGGCCUCCCCUGGUGUGUGUGAGGAAAGAGAGGCCCCAGCAGAGUGGACGGGUUGGAGGUUGCUGACUAUGGCCGGGCUGUUUGACUGCUGGACACCACCAGCAGGCGGAGAGCCUCUCUACUCCUACACCAUCCUCACUGUGGAUGCUUCCCCAAACUUAGAAAAUAUCCAUGACAGGAUGCCAGCAAUCCUGGAUGGGGCAGAAGAAGUGAGAAGGUGGCUCGAUUUCGGGGAGGUGAAAUCUCUAGAUGCUUUGAAACUGCUUCAGUCUAAAAACAUUUUGACCUUUCACCCCGUGUCCACUCUCGUCAACAACUCGCGGAACAACUCCCCGGAGUGCCUCCAGCCAGUGGAUCUCAGCAGCAAAAAGGAGCCCAAACCCACAGCGAGCAGUAGGAUGAUGAAGAACUGGCUGCUGAGCGGCGACUCUUUAAAGAGGAAAGAGUUCUGUUCACCUGAGAGCAAAGAAGAGCAAAAAGAGAAGGCAGCGCCUCAACACAAGCCAGUGGGAUCACUGCAGCUGUGGCUUCAGGGAGAAAAGAAGCCAAGAACCAAGUGAAAAUUACAAACCGAUGCCAAAACGUUUAGGAGAGGUAAUUUAGGUCUCAUUUUUUUAUGAAAUUGUUUUCAUUUUAGCUAGAAUAUUUGUAUGUUUACAUGUUUUUAAAACUUGCACUGUAAGUAAAUGUUUUCAAUUUUGAGAAAAGUUGUUCAAUAAACACCUUAAAAGUCA
Molecule: messenger RNA, 1518 nt
Organism: Nothobranchius furzeri (turquoise killifish)
Lineage: Eukaryota; Metazoa; Chordata; Actinopteri; Cyprinodontiformes; Nothobranchiidae
Source: RefSeq, a predicted model, not a curated record